CAAAUUUCCAUUUCUCAUAACUACGCAUUUUUAUUUUUACUGUUUAUUUUUAAUUUUUAAUUUUAUCCUUUUUACUUCCUUUUGGAUCCACAGCAAUCAAAAAAGGUUAUCAGUGACAAAUAGAUCGUGUAUAAAAAGAUCCACAAACAUUCUACUUUUCUCUUUAUUUUUUAUCCUUCUAUUAUUCAAUAGCACUUGACACCAAUCGAAAUACAAAUAUUUGUACCAAAUGUCCGACGAGAAGCGAAGACGCGACUUUACCUUACGAGGUCCGAAUAGUGAGGAAUUUAAGCAGGGCACUUGUAGCUUUGAGGUUGAUGGGCAGUUUAUUAAAACCGAGAGUUUUGAUGACUUUUACAUAAAUCUUGAGCAAGUCGCUCUUUCCUUGGGCCCGAGGCCGCCUUCAUGCUCAAGAUCCAUUUCCACUAUUAAAGGCAGGACCAAGAAGGUAUCGCCCACUAUGCAGAAUGAACGAGGUGAAAGGUUCUUUGAGCUCGGUCCAAAGAGAAGGCUCACGGUCCACAAAUGGCAGAAUCAGACCCUGGUAGACAUUCGUGAGCACUUUUACAGUAAGGAGGGGAUAGCCAAGCCCGGCAGAAAGGGUAUUUCAUUGACCAUUGAUCAGUUCAAGUGCAUCCUUGACCAUGAGUUCGAGAUCAAGAGAGCGAUCAAGUCGAUGGAAAGGCGGAAACGACAGCGUCUUUGUCUGGGCAAAGCAUGAAAGAUUUGAUGGACAUUAUGAAUACUUUAUUUCCUCAUCCCCUCCCUUCUCUCCCUUC
Molecule: messenger RNA, 779 nt
Organism: Lobosporangium transversale
Lineage: Eukaryota; Fungi; Mortierellomycota; Mortierellomycetes; Mortierellales; Mortierellaceae
Product: transcriptional Coactivator p15-domain-containing protein
Exons: 4
Coding region: 230-721 (163 amino acids)
Biological process (GO): positive regulation of transcription initiation by RNA polymerase II
Molecular function (GO): transcription coactivator activity; DNA binding
Source: RefSeq, a predicted model, not a curated record